This is a messenger RNA of Ogataea parapolymorpha DL-1, 2784 nucleotides long. RefSeq lists its product as uncharacterized. The transcript has a single exon. Gene Ontology annotation, molecular function: RNA binding. Bases 1 to 2784 code for a protein of 927 amino acids. NCBI's taxonomy places the organism in Eukaryota, Fungi, Ascomycota, Pichiomycetes, Pichiales, Pichiaceae. The record is from RefSeq and is a predicted model, not a curated record.
AUGACGCUAUACUCAGACUUGGCCUUCCAACAUCAGCCACUCCAGACUGUUCAAGCUGUGGACAAUAACAGACUCAUAGUCACCAUUCCCUUCAAUUAUACCCACUUCGUCAAACCAGGAAAUGUGCUGCAUGAGUCCCUCGUUUCUUCAGAUUGGAGACUUAUAGAGACGGACGCUGUUUCGUCCUUCCCUUUCUUGCAGAACCUGCCAGCGGGCACCAUGGUUUGCGAUAACCUCGAGAGCUUGAGAACUGUCGUGAACCACGCCAAUGAAAGAUACGCCGCCUCGGGAAUAAUGACUAUUUUGAACGAGUUCAGAGGAUCUGAGAGGAAACUCACCAUCUCGAUCAUCGGCAGCUACGCUUCCCAAAGAGAAAUGAAUGAGAUUCGGUUGCAGAUUUUCCGCCAUUAUUUUGAGAUCACCAAACGCAGAAUAACUAUUGACUUCACCAAAAAUAACUACUGCUUCACAUCAAUUGGGAAAAUCAAAGAGGAAUUGACGCUAUUUCUCGACGAGGUGUCGCUCUAUAACAAAUGUUCCAUCUAUAUUGCACCUUCCAAGGAGAGCUCCUCCAAAGUCGACAUAGUUAUUUUGGGCAGCCAGGAUUGUUCAACUGUAGCUGAAAAUAAGGUGAGACUGUUUAUCGAUAACUUGAACCCUCUGUCUCACUGCGAUUACAUAGAGAUCGAAUCUUUGUCACUGCUACCAUUGAUUGGUGGAACCGAAUUUUCCAAUUUCAAGAAUAUUGUCAAAAGAACUCACUGCCACAUCUACCUGCCAAACCUGACCCCAGAACUCUACUUCAAUAAUUCGCUGGAUACGGAAUUACAGAAGCCAACCAUAUACAUCACAGGACUUAAAUCAUUGGUACUGUUAACCAAAUACAUGUUGUCAGACAUAAUUCAGAAGAUCAACAAGACUCCCUUCAUCAAACAGCUAUCUGUCAUGCCGAUCAAGAGAGAAAGCAUGAUCCUCUUCAUGGAGGACCCGGAGUUUCUGAAAAAUAUUAUGUUCGAGACUGGCUGUUUCAUCUCCAUUCCAUCUCUUGGCUUCUCAUACCCAGAAGGGACGGGUGAUAUCAUUAGUUUCCAGGCCAACUCUAUCGAAGAUGUGGAUAACGCAAUUGACAAGUUUAUGGGUUUCAUUUCCAGCUUCUACAGUGCCAAGUACGAAUUCAAGAUGACGACCUCGACAACCGCAGAUGUGAGCAAGCUAUUGAGUUUCAACGACUCAUUAUCUUUCAUCACCAACUCCAUUGUUUCCUUGGCCAAGAUCAAUGACGAUUAUGUCUUUCAGGUCGUUGGACGCUCUGAAGGCCUCAAACAAGCUGCCAAUCCUCUAGCUCAAUUCGCGCCCUACCUGGAAGCUGACCUCGUUAAAAGCACCACCACCUACCAAAUAGAGCUUUCCAAUAAGGAAAAAGACUUUAUUGCCGGCAAGAAAAACGGAAAGAUCAUCAAGAUCAUGAAUAUGUCAUCAGUGACUAUCAAGCUUCUUCCGUUCACAGACUUCAAUUUCAUUGUGGAGAUAACGUGCGCUGACCUAAUGGAUUCCGUACUUGGCCUAGGUAUGUUUGAAGACGAGCUUCCUUCCAUUUUGAUUUUUAACGUCCCAGAGUCGUUCCACAGGCAGAUCAUUGGUGUUGGAGGUCAGACCGUUCAAACGAUUAUGAGAAAGUUCAACGUGUUCAUCAAGUUUUCCAACUCCUUCGAGCUGAACGAAAAGUCCGACUCCAUCAGUCCAAAUUCCUCCAACUUCCCUCAAUCUUUUGUCAGAAAGAAGAACGUUAUUAUCAAGUGUCCAGCCAAAAAUAAGUCACAGAUUCCGCUGGCCAAGAUCGAGCUGGAGAAGCUUGUUGAAAAGGUAAUGAAUGUCAACUAUUUCUGUUCCAUUGUCAAAUUAACCAGGCCACAAUGGAGGCUAUUGACAUCAUCGCAGCUUAAUUGCAACUUGAACGCGAACCGUGUCAAGCCAAGUAACUUUGUCACGGAACUGGAAAAAACGACCAACACCUUCAUAAAGUACCCAAAGCUGGAUCAUGAAGAGGCCAACCAGGACACUGUUAAUCUGGAGAUAUAUGGGAUCGAUAACAAUUCCAAAAAUUGCUGCUCAGAGCUGAUCAAGCUGCUUCCUUACGAAUAUGAGCUCAAAAUACUUAAGUCUGGAAUAUUCAAAGAGCUUAUGGAAACAGUGAGCAACACCAAAAGGAUGUUGACUCACCAUAAGAAUCCGCUUCAGCUCGAAUUCUUGAACACUGUUAUGGUUCCUCUGAAGCUUCUGUACAACGUCGAGCUGUUGUUUAAGAGCAACAAAACCACUGACUCAAUUAUCCUCAACUUUUAUCCCGACGCUUUCGGUGUCGACUGGCUAGCAAAGGAAAAAAUGAACGAUGAAAUACAGCAGGAGAUUAGUAAGACUGAAAAGUUCAGCCAGAUGCUUGAGAACGUCAAGAUAUUCUUGAGAAAUCAGAAGAUGGAGAUCAUUUCGCAGAGUUUCAAAACGUGUGAGUUUGAUAUUAUUACCCCUGACCAGAAAAUCGAGAAAGAAAACGUGAACUCUAAAAAGCUCUCCCAGCAAGGACUCGACAAUAGCGCAUUUUCUUCUGUCUACGCUAAAAAAGGAGCGUCAUUUCAGCAGCCAAUGCACCCGCCAUCCACGAAGCGUGCUCCCUCCUCGGAAGCACAGCAUCAAAACGGAGGCUCCCGUUUCCAACAGACGAUUAACACAAUCGGUCCGUUCAGCGCACCUGAUUUCAAGUUCACGCCAAUGAGCAAUACUUACUGA